Eremothecium gossypii ATCC 10895 is the source of this 807-nucleotide messenger RNA. RefSeq names its product AFL151Wp. The transcript has a single exon. The record is from RefSeq and is marked provisional. Lineage: Eukaryota; Fungi; Ascomycota; Saccharomycetes; Saccharomycetales; Saccharomycetaceae. The coding region runs from base 1 to 807 and encodes 268 amino acids.
AUGGACGGGAUUAAUAGAAUACUUCCAAGAUCUCCAUACUUCUGUACACCUAGUACGAUUCCAUUCAAGGUUAUGGUAGCACCACAAGCUAAGCAGGAGGAAUAUAAGGAUAACGAAAGUACCCUUAGUGAUAUACUGAGUGAUUCAGAUGCUUCAUCUGAUGAGCCUUUGACUCUUUAUUCUGGUUACCGAACAAAGGUGAAGGACUACUUAGUGCCGACUACAGAUAGUGAUCCCAAUUCUGUUCCGUUCCGUCUUCUUAGAGAUGGUGCCAUAUUGCUUCGACAACUACUAUGUGCCAACGCUACGCUUGGAAAUAAUUUCAGCAGAGGUAUUGUAACUUCUGAUUUGGGGCAGGAAGCACUAUUUUGGUCCGGCCUUCCAUUGUAUUUUUCCGGAAUGAUACUUCCUGACGCUGUCGCCAACAUGCACAGGUUACUAUUCGUAGUUGAAGUUGUAUGUCGCAGAGAUCUCACUUCUUUUGGAAAAUAUGGCGUGCUAUUAUUGUUGGCUUUACCGUUGAUUUCCAAGGUGAUAAGGCGUUUGUUCUUUGCGGAAUCCAUUAAGCUAAGCACCUUAGAAGCUGGCGUCGCACCUGCGGCAGAUAGUGCAAUGAUAUGGCCUCUUUUAGGGAAGUUCCUCAACCAAUAUCUAUUAAUGAAGAUACCUUAUUACCGCUGGUUAGUUGAGGCGUGCACAGGGAAUACCGAUGAUGCCCUCUGGUUCGGAAAUUUACUAGGCUGCUUUCUCCUAUUGGUAGUUAAAGAUGUAGCCUGGUGGCUAAAUAGAAAACUACUCAAAGGUUGA